Molecule: messenger RNA, 8759 nt
Organism: Bombus pascuorum
Lineage: Eukaryota; Metazoa; Arthropoda; Insecta; Hymenoptera; Apidae
Gene: GABA-B-R2
Product: gamma-aminobutyric acid type B receptor subunit 2
Exons: 19
Coding region: 2488-6534 (1348 amino acids)
Biological process (GO): G protein-coupled receptor signaling pathway; gamma-aminobutyric acid signaling pathway
Cellular component (GO): membrane; G protein-coupled receptor heterodimeric complex
Molecular function (GO): G protein-coupled GABA receptor activity
Source: RefSeq, a predicted model, not a curated record
GGGUCCCGUAAACCAAGUGUUAGAACCGUUUUUCGUAUCGAAAAUUAAUCGUCUUCCGGUGAAAAGUUUCUCGCACUUACGAUCGAUCCCAUUCGUUACCGCGUGGACAAUUCGAUGACAAGAAAGUACCAGUGUCAGAGCUAUUCGUCGAUGGCCAGUAUCGAGAUUUACAGUAACGGUGUGUGUCGUGCAUGUGUAACGACUUGUACAUAACUAACAUGUGUCUGAACGAUUAUCUCGUAUUCACGCAUGAUUUUCACUGGAUACUUGCAACUAACGCUUGAACCUUUGGAAAAAGAAAAGAAAAGAAAAAGAAGAAAAACACGUCAGUCAAUUGAACGUCUCCGAGAGUUCGGUAGUGAAAUGCUUGGUGAUACGAGACAGUCGUGCCGGAUCGAGGCAAAGCGCGAGGCCUUACCCAAAGUCACAUGCGUGACUCGAGAAAGCAAAGAAACAGAGGAACAAGUAUACGUAACUUUGCAAUCGUUGAUCUCGCUAAAAUGAUUCACCACUACUGCCACCAUUACCAUCCACUACCAAAAAACCAUCGCUGCUACCAUCGUUGUUUCCAUCGAUCAGAUAGCGAGAGAGAAUGUGUGAUAGGAAAGAAAGAGAGUGAGCGAGUGAGAAAGAAAUUAUCCGAAGAUCAAAGUUGAAAUGAAUCGCUUUUAUGACGGUGUGGUGCACUCGAAUGUCGGCUUUUACGGUCAAGCUUUCCAUCGUGUUUAACGGCAAUCGAGACUAAUGAAUACAUUUUCCUUUCGUCAAAAUUCUCAUCGUAAGGUAUCGCGUUUGGAGAGCUUGCCGCGUGUAAAAAAGGACGCUCGAAAUGAAGAAAGUCCAGCCAAUCUAACCGGUGAAAAAAUGCAAAAGAUUCGUGAACAAAAGAAAGAAAAAACGCGAAGUUGUGCAUCGCAGCUGGCCUUUUUUUCGUUUUUCGAGGCACUCUUUCAAAAUGGGACCCACGCGUUUUACGUAGCGCUUCUUUCAGGCCGACGAAUUUGUUCGGCGUCUUGUUCUUCCAGUACAUAUAUACAUAUAAAUAUACAUAUAUAUAUUAUACAUACAUUCAUACAUACACAUAUUCAUACACAAAUAAAUUAACAAACAAAUAAAUUAUAUAUAUAUAUAUAUAUAUGUAUGUAAAAAUAUGCGUAUAUGUUAACGGAUGUGUAUAGGUAACCAAGAAAAAAACAAAAAAGAAAAAUCGGCGAUCGAGCCAAAUCACGACAUAACUCUCGACACGAGGAGAUCCUCCAAUCGAUAUCGAGGGACAACGAACUAUUGAUCGUCGCAACGUCGUUUAGUAACAAAAUUUUCUCGUCAUUCGAUGGAAAUCGUACCGAGCGAUUAUCGAGAUUCCGAUGGAUACGAACUUCAGUGCUAAUUUCCCUUACUUUCCCAGAGUUUUCCAUCUACAUCGUGUUUACUCUUUAGAUCGACCGACUGCGGCCUGUGUCUGUAAAUAAUUAAUCCUGAAUCGGUCGUCAAAGCGGUCGAUCGAUCAUCGAUCACCAAAGAAGCAUAGUUUGUGACGCGGGAAACGUUCAACGUUCAAUCCCACGGAAAUUUUAAUACAAGUUUUUCAGGCAUCUACCUCACUUCUAUCUUCCGCUGCGUCGUAUCGCAGCACCGUUUCUAACCGCAUAACGUCUCCUUUUCCAUCUUACCUACUCUUCCAUGUUAACGCGAUCGUCGCACAAACUAUUCUUCUAUCUAUAUGGCGGGGCCCGCCAAUGGGAUCGUGUUUUUCUUGUCCAGCCGAUACGCAAGCUCGAUUUUUGCGUAACGAUUUUAAAAGGACGAGACUCUUAGAAUCCGAGGAACGAUCGUCGAUCCCACGGCGGUCGCGAUCGGCGUUACGUUUUGUACAUACGUACAGAGUUUUGAUAAACGAUAUCAAUAAAAAGUUUUUAGGAGGAGAGUUUAGGUUUCGACUGGAGAAGAAAACGGACGGGCCUUGAUGAUUAUCGCGUGUGUCAUUCGUUUCAAGGUUCGUUCGUUUCCCUCGGCUAGUGCUGUUGUUACCUAAAGUUUUGCCACCUGUACUUUAUUAACGCUCGGUAUUGAUAAGUCGAAUACGAUAUCCCAUAUUUUUUUAUUCAACCUGAUCGAAAUAUAUCCCGACUGGAAUAACAGGGAGAGAAAGAGAGAGAGAGAGGGAGAGAGAGAGAGAGGGAGAGAGAGAGAGAGGGAGAGAGAGAAAGAAAGAGCGAGAGAAAGAGAGAAAAGUAAAAUGAAAGAGUGGCCGUUUGAUACAGUCAAUUAAGUUGCCUCGUCGCCAUUAAAUUUAAGCAGCGGUAAAAGCGAUCGCUUUCAAUGCACACGCGCACAAUGAGAUAGUACGAACCGGUGGCAAGAUUACUGCUUGAGUAAUCGGAAGCCGGCUAAUAAAGCCAAUUAAAAGUGUCAAUCGGUAAUCGAUAGAUCGUGUCUCGCUUUUCUAACAGACACUCGGAAAGUAUUCGAGCGAAGUAGAAGAAAAGGAUGGCUACGGUUCCAAGACGAACCAGUUCUAGCCGAUGCUGGCCUGGUCUUUUAACGGCCGCUUACCUUUGCGCCUUCGUCCUGUGGAUCGACGGAAUGCUCGGCUGCGCCGGGCAGAGGCCGAAAAAUAUAGGCACGAAGAAACGAGACGUUUACAUCGCCGGAUUCUUUCCGUACGGUAGUCACGUGCCCGAGAGUCAUAUCGGUCGUGGUGUCAUGCCUUCGGUCAAGCUCGCUGUUGAUCAUAUCAACGAGAAUCGCCGUGUCCUUAAAAACUACCGACUGCACAUGUGGUGGAACGACACAGAGUGCAACGCCGCCGUUGGCGUGAAGGCGUUCUUCGAUAUGAUGCACAGCGGACCGCACAAGGUGAUGCUAUUCGGAGCAGCUUGCACGCACGUCACAGAUCCCAUCGCCAAAGCAUCGAAGCAUUGGCGUCUCACGCAGCUUAGCUACGCAGACACGCACCCGAUGUUUACGAGCAAUAGCUUUCCAAAUUUCUUUAGGGUGGUGCCUUCCGAGAACGCGUUCAACGCUCCCCGCGUUGCGCUUUUAAUGCAUUUCAAUUGGACCCGGGUCGGUACCAUUUAUCAAAACGAACCGAGAUACGCUCUGGCACACAAUCGGCUGCUCACAGAUCUAGAUGACUACAGCAUGGAAGUGGUGGAGUCGCAAAGCUUCGCCACUGAGGUGACCACGGCGCUCGAGAAGCUGAAAGAGAAAGAUGUUAGAAUAAUUUUAGGGAAUUUUAACGAAGCGUGGGCUAGACGAAUAUUUUGCGAAGCGUAUAGAUUUGGCAUGUUUGGGAGAAAAUAUCAAUGGGUGAUUAUGGGAACGUAUGCUAAUGACUGGUGGAUGCAUUCUGGGGGCGGAUGCAAUUAUACUAAUCUUGUGGAAGCUCUGCAGGGUGCUAUAUUAACUGACCUGCUGCCGAUCAAGACGGAGGAGCAGGAGACCGUAGCUGGAAUCACAACCGAGCAGUAUCAGUUCGAGUAUGACUCGAGACGAGGCGGGGAGUAUUCCAGAUUCCACGGAUAUACGUACGAUGGUAUAUGGGCGGUUGCUCUAGCUAUAGAACACGUGGCAGGCAAGAUAACACAUCACCGUCGCAAUCAGACCAUGUCGGAUUUCAGAUACAGGGACGAAUUUUGGGAAGAACUCUUUCUCGAAGCUCUGAAAAACACCAGCUUCGAAGGUGUCACGGGACUCGUACGUUUCUAUGAUAACGAAAGGAGAGCGUAUAUUCUGUUGAAACAGUUUCAAAGAGACAGAGAGGUAAAGGUCGGCGAAUUCAAUGGCAUGACAGGGGUUCUGAAUCUGUCCAAGGGCGAACCCUUGGUCUGGGGAGGAAAAUCACCACCAAAAGAUCGAACGCUUCACAUCAUCGAGCAAUCGACCGUAAAUAUUACGAUCUACGCCCUGCUCGCUUCCGCGGCUAGCGUGGGUAUCACCAUGGCGGCCAUUUUUCUCGCCAUCAAUAUCAAAUAUAGAAAUCAAAGAUACAUAAAAAUGUCAUCGCCGCAUUUAAACAACCUCAUUAUCGUCGGAUGCAUGCUGACCUACAGCAGUGUAAUUUUCCUUGGGUUAGAUUCGCAGCUGUCCAGCGUAACGGCAUUUCCCUACAUUUGCACCGCCAGAGCAUGGCUAUUGAUGGCUGGCUUUUCCUUGGCCUUUGGUUCCAUGUUCUCGAAAACAUGGCGAGUGCACUCGAUAUUCACCGACGUUAAAUUGAAUAAGAAGGUGAUAAAGGAUUACCAGCUGUUCAUGGUAGUCGGUGUAUUAUUGGUUAUCGAUUUGGGGAUUAUGACGACCUGGCAGGUUGCAGAUCCAUUUUACCGAGAAACGAAACAAAUGGAGCCUUAUCCUCAUCCUUCCAGCGAAGACAUCAUCAUAAUACCAGAAAAUGAAUACUGUCAAAGUAAUCGAAUGACCAUUUACUUAGGAUGUAUAUAUGCAUACAAAGGUGUCUUGAUGAUAUUUGGCGCUUUUUUAGCAUGGGAAACCAGACAUGUUAGUAUUCCAGCGUUAAACGACAGCAAAUACGUCGGAAUGAGUGUAUACAAUGUUGUGAUCAUGUGUGUCACCGGAGCAGCUAUAAGCUUCGUGUUGGCUGACAAACAAGACGCCAUGUUCAUUAUGUUGGCGAUAUUCAUAAUAUUCUGCAGCACCGCUACUCUAUGCUUGGUUUUCGUACCAAAGCUGAUAGAAUUGCGAAGGAAUCCUCAAGGUGCUAUAGAUAAACGAAUCAGAGCCACACUCAGGCCAAUGUCGAAGACGAGAAGGGAUUCGAGCAUCAGCGAAUUGGAAGAACGUCUGAAAGAAGCCACGCUGGCGAAUCAAAAGUUUCGUAAGCAACUGCUGGAGAAGGAUUCAGAACUUCAGAUGUUUCUAAGGAGGAUCGAUGAUCAAACUGCAUCGAAUACGCAAGAAGCGAUGGACAGACUGACGGUUCCGAGACAAGAAGGCACAACGGUGAAAAAAGAGGGUCUAUCUGUUACGACAGAGACAACGGACAUUUCGAUGUCGAUGUGCAGCCUAAACUCGACUACCACAUCUCAACCGGAAGGCGGCGAAUACACGAAUUCAACCGCGACCGAGCAUCAAAUUGGCAAGAAAAAGACAUCUUUCUCGAAGGUACCGGCAAUCGCGAUCGAUAGCGAACGAGUUCCUUUGGUUCCCGAAAUGCAAGAGAUCAAGAAGGGGGCUGUAGAUAACUCGACCUCGGCUCCACCCUCGGCAUUGAAACACGCGGACGACUUCGGCCGUAGAAGAAGUCGUUCGUCCGGACCUGGGAAAGAGAGCGAGCCUCUUCUUACCGAAAGGAGUCCGGACUCACGACCGGAUGCAGGUAAAACGAAUGUCGAAUUCGUCCCGGAAAUUGUCGAAGAAGGAGACGCUAUUAUCCUCGAAGAGACUGAGAUACCCAGACAUGGAAAGUCAAUCAGAUGUAAAGACGAUCGUAGGUCCAGACUCCCUACACCUCCGCCAACGAAAAAUGUCUCGUUUGGUGAACUACACGAGCAGAACUACCUCGAGCAAGCAAUUCUGCCUCCUCCAUUGCAAUUCGUGCCCAAACAUCGACAUUCUGUUGCGGCGACAAACGCAUCCGCUCAUCAUUCUCUGAAAAGGAGAUCGUCCGUAAAAAGUAACGGAAUGGCUCAUUCCCAUCACGAGUUGUUCCAAACUCGGAGGACUAGCGUACCGGCCAACUGCAUCAGCUAUAUUUCGACUGAAAACGUAUCCAAAUCCGAAGCAACGGAAAUCUCGCUGAAUUCUGGCCUCGAUAAAUCUUACGUUAUCGGCGAGUGUGGUCAUCGUCGGGCAUUACUUUCUGGUACUGGGUACCGUUGCGAGAAACACGGUGGUCGAAGACACUCCCGGGCGAUGUUGAACGGCUCGGCAGAAACUCCGCCUCCACCGCGAAGGCAGAGAAAGCAUUACGAUUCUCAAAACGCAAGUUCUCCGAGUGUGCCUGCUAUGGUCAACGCGAGUUACUCCGAUACAGAGAAAUAUGAAGGAUCCAUGUCGACGAUCAUCCAGCGGUCAGUGUCUGAGAGAUCGCGAGAAAAGUGCCCUAGGCUGCGAGGCGAGGGUCACGCGAUGAUCGAGUGUCCGCAUCGCGCCACCCGCCGAAUACGAGAGUGCAGACACACCGAGUCGAAGUUACGGCAGCAGGCUCGCCUGGAAUACGUGCAAAGUACGCCAAACGUCGCUACCAUUCACAAUAACAAAUUCGCAAGCGCGAAUCCGCGUGGGGGUGGCAGUGGCGGUGGCGGUGGCAGUGGUGUGGCUGGAAGUGCGAAUGGACCGGGAACGGCCAGCUCCGUGACCGGUAGCAGUUCAGACGUUGUUGGUGGUUCCGCUGCGAACGUUUCAAAAAUGUAUAGUGCCGUGUCGGACGGCGAAUUGCUCGAUCUAGCGAUCUUACCGAUUUUUCAGAAGCUGCUCACCGAGAGGCACAAAAGUUCCUCGAGGGCCGGCUACGGCGCUAGUGUAGCCAGCUGUCCGAAUAUAUCCAUCAAAUGCGACAUCGUUGAAUACCUUUAACGAUCUUCCAACGAUUAGUUUCGAAUUUCACCUGGUGAUCUCGUUCUCUAUCACUUUCCCUUUCUUCGAAUCCUCUUUCUCUCUUCACGGCCUUAAGACGCGUCAUCAACUCGCGAAACGCGUUUCCUGACGGCCGAGACUACAUCUUUUUUCGCGAGCAAUCAUCGUUCCUUUCUCGAGCCUGCCUACCUUUGCGAUACUCUCGCGGACGUUUGAGCGAGCAGCAGCGCUGCUAUUUCGAAUAUACGUAAAUGUAUGCAAGUAAGACGCUAUGUUGUUCAUAAGUCAUCAGACGCUUCGUAUGUUUCUUACAUAGAGAUAUAUAUAUGAACGUUGUAAUUACAAAAAGAAGUUGACAUUUAUUAAUCGUUUUUAUGAUAAGAAAAUUAUACUAUGUUUUAAAGAUCUUAUUAUAAAAUAUUUUAAUAAACGUUACGUUUCAAAUUGACGAGGGACUGAUGACUUAUGGAUAGGAGUCCUAUCGUAGGACUAAGUAGGUAUAAGCGAACGUUACAUUCCUAUGCGGACGGAAAGGAAACGAUAUCGAAGGAUUAACGAGAGGAUGCCGGCCUCUGUUCGACGCUCGAGAAUCUUUUAGCCUUUCGGUUAACGAAACGAAUCGAACGAAUCGCUCGCGAUAUUCUACGAACAAGUUUUACGGAAAUCUACAGCGUCUGCACUGUAACGGUUACUCUUCGGAACUUUUGCCAUUUUCGUUUCCUCAUCUCGAUUCUCGUUCCGACGACGAAAAGUCGUACAAAACGAUACAGGCACAUGACGCCUUUGCGUCCACGAGAAAACGGAUGUCACAGCGACCUAUCGUUCCAAAAUGCGGAGCCCCGUUUUUUAUAACAAAUUACAUGAAAGCAGUUUGUCAUACGAAAAUAAAAAAAUAACGUUGCAUCGAUUCGGUCGAUAAGAAAGAAUAGCCAGUAUUGAGAUGAACGUAGAAAAAAAGGGUGUUAGCGUAUGCGUCUAAUCUAACUCUAUCAUUGUAAGCGUGCGUAAUCGUUUUAAAUAAUUUUAUAGCGUACGAAAUUCGUACAAUCGCUGUUUAGCAAAUUCGAAGAAUAGACGUACGAGUCGAAAAAUUUCGAACCGUUUUAUAGGAUUUUUCCCUCGCGUUUCGAGGGAGAUAACUUUUUUUUACGUUAUACCAAGAGUCUCUUCUUAAAAAAGAAACAGAAAAAAAUGAAAAAGUACAAAAAAAAAACGAACAAAAAGGAUUAAAGGGAAAAGAAAAUGAAAAAAAUAUGUCACGUAUGUUGAUUUUUGUCGCAAAUACGCGUUCGCGUCAUAUUAAAUCAUAUUUAACGAACUUCUUACUACUGUACUGACGCAAAUUAAUUCUAAACUGAUUGUUAUCAACUCCCGAGACAGCUCAAAACACACUAACACAUUGUCAUGAAAAAUAAAUAAACAAGUGAAGCAUACAAUAAGCGUUCACAAUAAGAGGCUUUCAAAAAUAUUGUCCUUGUCAUUAUCUAAAACUGUAUUCGCUUUUUCACGAUAAACGGCCGGCGUCUUUUUGUUGACGAAAUAUAUCACAAUGUGAACAAUUUACGGGCAAGUUCUAAAUGUGAUCUAAAUGCCUAGUAAAAGGAAUCGAUGAAAUACUGUAUUAUCUUUUCGUUCCGCAUAUUUUAUCCUAACCCAUUUUCCUCUUCUUCUCUACCCCGCGCUUUCUCUGUUUCUCUUUCACCUUCCUUUCUCGUUCCAUAUUGUUUCAUUCGUAUCUUUUCUCCUUCUGUUCGUCUACACGUAUUUUUUUUUUUUUUUUUUUUUUUUUUCUAAAAUCUGAAACAGCCUACGAUAAACGAAAAGUCGAAAAAGCGUCCGGAUAUUUGGAAAAGCGUAUUCUCUGAGAGCCUAAUGCUCGUCACAGAACUUUCAUUGUGUGGUUACGCGAGUCUUGUAUAUAACUAUCGAAAUAAAUGUCAUGUUUACAGGUAAAAAUAGGCAUUUGUUAUGAAACAUGAAUUACACCCGCUUCAUACUUUUUAAGCAGGCGUAACUCCUCUUUUUAACUAUAAACACACUUGUUAUCUUUGUAUGUUAUGUCACAGUAAUUUCCACUCGUUUGCGAAACUCUCGAUGCACGAAACAUCGAAAUUUGAAAACUUUGGAAAAAUUUCGAUAAUUUAAAGUAAUUAAGUACGAGUCGAUACUAACAGGUCAAUUAUAUUAAAUUUUAUCAAUAAAGUUGAUUCAUUCGUUUUCCACUA